Messenger RNA from Aplysia californica (California sea hare), 4455 nucleotides. RefSeq lists its product as uncharacterized. Lineage: Eukaryota; Metazoa; Mollusca; Gastropoda; Aplysiida; Aplysiidae. Gene Ontology annotation, biological process: G protein-coupled receptor signaling pathway; cell surface receptor signaling pathway. The transcript has a single exon. Gene Ontology annotation, cellular component: membrane. Bases 1 to 4455 code for a protein of 1484 amino acids. Gene Ontology annotation, molecular function: G protein-coupled receptor activity. The record is from RefSeq and is a predicted model, not a curated record.
AUGACAACCCACACUACAGUUACACUGGACCACAACUCUGCGAUGGGCACAGGGGGCUAUAAAGAACCGAAUCACGACGAGAGCGGUAUUCCAAACGUGGCGCCGACGUCGCGGUUAGGCCUAGCGACUUCUUCUGCUGAACUUAGAACGAGAGCCGAGUGGUUGGAUGUAACGGCAAAUACGCUAGGCAUCUCAGAACAGACAUCAUCUUCGGACAGUGAGAACGAUUCUCGUAGAUCAGACAUCUCUACAAGCUUUUCGCGGGUUUUGGAAACCAAGGAAGAUAAACCAGCUGGCUUCAAAAGUGACACAAAGUCGUUGGGUGAAAAUGUCUUUGAGGAAAGUGAAAAGGAUGAAGAUUUGGAAAGCGUAAUAACAACAACAUCGGACGACACAAGAUCUACAGGGACGGAACUUCGGUCGCUAGGGGAAGGCUUCUUAAUUACGUCGAAUCCGUUACAUCUUGCUGAGGACAGUGGCAGCUCGUCUCAAAAUACGACAACGUUGAAGCCACUUCGUUCUGAAGAUCAAAACUUGUCGCUAGACUCUCAAUUAUUAAUAGAUUCGUUGACAGUCCCCAGUAAAACACUUAGGCCUAGAGGUUUUGACGGAAGUUUCCAGAAUAACUUCCUUGGCGUAACUUGGUCAAUGAGUGGCUCCGAAGAAUUCUUAGUAAAUCCAGAUUUAGAGGCAGGUCCAGCACCAACUGUUGCAACAUCAACAGUUGCUGCAAAGUCUACUCCUGGAUCAGGCAACCAUGAAGACGUUUCCUUUCCUGUAUACCUGACUUGUGACAUGAUAUGUAAAAGUUGCUAUGGGGGCAGCUUUACGUCAGGCGACGAACAAAUAGGCAGGAAACAUGUCGACAAGCAGAGAUCCUGGGGAUAUCUCUACAAACAAACAUCCACGGAAUAUCUCGACAAGCAGAGAUCCUGGGGAUAUCUCUACAAACAAACAUCCACGGAAUAUCUCGACAAGCAGAGAUCCUGGGGAUAUCUCUACAAACAAACAUCCACGGAAUAUCUCGACAAGCAGAGAUCCUGGGGAUAUCUCUACAAACAAACAUCCACGGAAUAUCUCGACAAGCAGAGAUCCUGGGGAUAUCUCGACAAGCAAACACCCAGAGAACUUUCAGACAGCACCAUUUCAAACUCCUACAGUGACGUCGUCACCGAAGACAAUGGUGGCCAAACGGUGCCCGACGGUGCGGACACUCCGAGGUGUGCAACAUGGGGCAAGCACACGCGGAAGUUUUCUUGUUCCUGCCACACCAGCUGUGUCCUCUACGGAGACUGCUGCCCAAAUGUGUUUGAGAAAUGUUUCCGUGCUAGAAAUGAGUCGGAUCUAUUGGAUAGAAUUCUGGCAGAAGAGGCGAGACGUGAAGCUUGGCCGUUUACAGGGAACUUACCUCAGGACCAAGAACUUGCCAGAGACACCAGCCAAUCAAAACAGUUGGUUGACUUCUAUAACACACAGUAUGGUCAAUGUGUCGGUACAGGGUCUACGUUUUAUCGAAUGGUGUCCACAUGUCCUAGUGGACAUCUAGAUAACGUUGUAAGGGAAAUGUGUGAACAUCAAACCGAUCCGCUUUUGCCAAUCGUGUCGUUACAACAGCGUUCCUUCCAUCUUGUGUUUAGAAAUGUGCAUUGUGCUUCUUGCCACAGCAUAGACAAAAGUGAACUCACAGUCUGGAAAAGUGAAAUUACGUGCGACACAAACGUUGUUCCGGAAUCAACGCUUCUCACUUUGGCAAGGAUAAAGGAAUAUGUGAAGGACAAGCGUUGUACCAUGGCGCACAAAGAACCACGUGAGGUUUGCUCACCUCGCAGCUGUCGCCAAGAGUCACGGCUUGCUGUGGCAGACAGAAGUGUUCUGAGAGAACAAGUCAGGACAGGGAACUGUUCUCAGCUGGACGCCGCGUUGUGCAGAGCUUACGUCUUGCCGUCUGGGACGUACAAAAACCCGCACUGUGCGAUGUGUAUGUCGCCAAAUAGAAAUAAAGAUAAAGUUGGAGCAGUAGAUGUUCUUACUUUGCCCGUUUGUACAACGUACAGUCAGCAUAAUAUCCCAGCUUUGUCACGUAUAUCUAAUAGUCAGGGUGGCAUUCUGAUUGUUCUGGACAUCACUGGACAAUACAGCUCUGAGAACGGAGGGAGCCAGGUCCAGGGAUACUUGUGUGAGGACGACCAGGUGUUUGAGCCGCUGACACGGACUUGCACACAGAGGUUCUGUUCUCCCGGGUUCGAGCCUUAUCGAGGUCAAUGUAUGCCGUCAAACGCACAGACAAUGGUGCCGAAGGAUACGCAAUAUUUUCCUAAUGGUUGGAAUUCUGUUAAGUUCUCUGUUGUACUUGACGAAAGUAGGGCGGAAUCCCCCCUACACUGCCGGUCCAAAGAGAUGGAGGAGAUGUUUGCUUCACACAACUCUCGUACAGCGCUCAGGUUGGAAAAUCUAAUCAUUCUCAGAUAUGUCAAAGAACUGCAACGGGAUUUUAAAAACAUGAAACGUACCGCCAAUGACUUUCACAAUGACGUAGAGGACGCGUUCAUUGAGUCCAAAGAAUUGCAAACAGACUUUGCAACAUUGCAAAACGAUGAAACAGAACAAACAGAGAAUCUAAGAGAAAUAGAGAGAAAGGUUGAAGCGUUCCAGCAGGCUUUGAAAGGAUUGCACGAAAUCUCUCUAGAUCUGCGAAAUGAGUUGCAACGUGGUUUGGGAACAACGACAACAACAACAACAACAACAACAACAACAACAACAACAACAACAACAACAACAACUACUACAAUAGACGGAUAUCCCUGUCUUGAGAUGGAACUCCUGAUGCCUGAAGUUUCUAACAGCGUGCCGUCAGUACACCAACGGCCUGCUGCUAUCGUGGAAGGAUCGAUAGCUGUAAACACCGACAUAGUAGGUUCGCUAAAUGACUUACAGUACGCGGUCAAUGCGAUAGCCAGAUAUUUUGACCACCAGAGAAAUGUUCUCAGUGUGUCGUACACGAAUGUCAUACACAGAGAUGAGACCGUGUGUCCGUUCAAUGGCCGCCCUAGGAACCUAAAAGACCCAGAAAUUCAGACCAUAAGAGGUAAGCAGUAUGCAGUUGAGAAUACAAUACAGGGAGGCAUUUACUUCCCUCUGGAAUACAUUGGUUUUUCUGUCAAGCUCGAACAUUAUAUUUCACGCCUCGGUACUUUCAAUUCUUCACAGGACACAUUUACUGUAUGUGAAAGUAACCUCUUCAAUAACACAGAGUGUGUUGUGGUGUCGUAUUGGUUAAACCAAACAGCUAUCAACGGAACGUCACUGGUAGUUCUUCAAACAGGAAACGUGUAUACAGAGGGGAACUUUGAGCUCGUGGAAGAUAAAGCUUAUGUUUGUUCUGAUCUGACUUUUGAAGCUGGGGUCUACACGAAUGGGUUCAGUCUUACGUUCAGCAUCAUAUCACUAACAGCAACUUCACUCUCUAUAGUUACUUUGUUUGUCAUGCUGCUAAUUUAUGGAAAGUUUUCAGAAUUAAGAAACCUCCCGGGAAAAAUGACUGCCAACCUGGCAGGCUGUAUGAUGACCAUGUACAUUUUGAACAUGUUCACGUACUUCGAUAUUCACAACGACUACGUCUGUCCUGUCUUUGCUGCUCUCCACCACCUUUUUGCUUUGGCUUCCUACGCCUGGAUGUCUGCUAUUGCCGUCAAUAUGGCGCUCACUUUUGGUGCCAGAAUCAGUAACCCCCAGGGGUCUUUAAACCGUAACUCUAUUUUCUUACGUUUCUCAGCUGUUGUCUGGACCGUUAGUGUGUCAAUAGUCAUGACGUCAUUACUUCUUGAUAUGACUCACUCCGAUGACGUCACCGUGGAAGGAUCUGAACAAGGGGACGAAAGCAAUGAGAACGGGUCAAGUGAAAAGUGGAACGUAAAUACCACAGACAUGAACGAGGAAAACAGUACAACUCAGGCCUUAAACAAGUCACACACAGAUUCUCACCAGCAAAGUGAACCCAGGUUCCCGCGGUAUGGCCAUCCUAUAUGUUUCUGGUUUUCAGCACCUCUGUGGGCUCGGUUGACAUUUAUCAUCGGCCCGUAUGCUCUGUCCUUUAUCGUUAAUGUCGUUGCGUUUACAAUCACCCUCGUGGGCAUAAAUAAAGCGAGCAAGGCGUCAGAAAAAAUCUGCAAGAAAAGUUCCGACCGACUGACUUGUAUUAUCUACUUAAAGCUCUCCACCGCUAUGGGCUUCACUUGGAUUUUGGCGACACUGCUAGCCGUGUUCCCCUCGAACCCAGUGCUGGAGAUUGUCUACUCCUUGCUGGUGUUACUUCAGGGGCUUCUGCUUGUCCUGGCCUUUACGGGCAACAGACGGGUGUGGAAUCUGCUGGUGGCUUGCUUCAAGGCUCGCAGAGCUUCGUCGUCUACGGGGUACACUUCCACCAGGAGUUCUGCGGCAACCAUGAUCUCUGAGUGA